GGGCUGGAAUAUCUGUCGAGAUGAAUUCAUCUUGAACACCAACAAUAUUUGUAUUCUACGUCUCGUCAGCUUCAACUCAUACCUUUUCGGGUCCCUCCACGCUCAAUCCUCGUCAUAUCUUCUCUCAUCCAUGCCAUCAUCGUGAGAAAAACCAAGAUCCUCGUCCUUACAGGCCGAAAUUAUGCCCGGCCAAAAUCCAAAGGCCGCAGUCAGUUUCGAUGACAUUAUUCAGGCUGACCGCAACCGACGGAAAAAUGAGGCAUUGGCGAACGAGAUUUUCGGUCGCAACAAAGCCAACAACAACGCCUUAAACAAUUCAAGCAAGCCUUCAAGUCGAACUCCCGAUCUCGCAAGUAGAGUGACCAAGGCUACAAAACGAUCCUCCUCCGUCGCCAGCACGGGCUCUCCAAGAUCCAACGCUUUCACUCCCCCUUCUAGACCUGCCUCCACCAUCAAUCGUAAUGCCCGACAAAAUCGUGUCGCCAAAGCUUUGAACAGUCAAGAAGUCAAUAUUGUCUCAUCUUCAACACCGUCCAAAGACCUUGGUUUGAGCAUCAAAGGGAAAGCAGGACCAUUCGCCGUCGAAGCAAGCAAUUUCGCUCGAGGCACGACAGUUGCCGACAUAGAAUCAUCCCUUCAACACGAGUUCCUCGAUAGUUCCGGCGGAAAUGGACUCAUAUCAUGUCAACUCACCCAGACCACUCCUUAUGUUGUGGCAGAAAUGGUCUUCACGGAGAAACUCAUUGCCGACAGAAUCAUUUCAACCUAUGACAAACAAAAGGCGGACGGCCGAAUUCUGCACCUCAAGCUCAAACCCGUCGCUUCUAUACGCGUGUCGUCUUCGCCCACAAAACCAAUCGAGCUCAUCACCUCUGACACGCUCCCCUCCGAUCCUGUCGCUUUGACGACAAAUGACGAUGCUAUGGAAGACGUCGAGGCAGAUGUUGCACCCCUCAACAACAGCAAAUCAUUCGAGGAGCAGGAGAGGGCAAUCGCCAGAGGCGCAGAUGUGAACGUGAAAGACGAUCGAUACGAUUUCGAGGAUGACAAGAGCAGCAGAAGAACCGACGAACCGCGGCGCGAUCGUGAGCGCGACCGAGAUUACGAGCGAGAUCGCGACGGAGAUGGGCAUCGAGACCGAGAGAGAAAUCGUGACCGUGACCGCGAGCGAGAGCGAGAGCGAUACGAUAGCCGCGACCGACCUUCAACCUAUCGACAGGACGCACGCCCUUCGUCUUACAACUCACGCGCAUCACACUACGGUAAUGGCGUAGGCAAUGUCUCGGGGCCCGCAUUUCCUGGUCCAGGACGCGGUGCAUACGGAGGCUACCGUGGAGGGCCAGGAGGUGGUGGAUUCGGCCCUGAUACCAUUAGAGGUGGUGGAGGCUUUGGACGACGAGGCGAUCUGCCCGGAACAGGCGGUGGCUAUGCAGGCGGAUAUCGACGAGGCUAUUAGUUUUAGCCUUGGAUACUUCCCGUGGCUCCGUCCGUCAUAUUUUUGCCUGCCCAUAUGCGCCACUUGGCGCCAGCCAGGCACUUCGGCCGCUUCCUCGUUUUGUCUCUUGUACCAGAACACAGGUUCACCGCCAUGCAUGCAUGCAUGGCCUUGACCAUCAUCACAAGCCGAUUGUUUGUGUACGAAUAAGUACAUCGCUUGUUAUCCAUCCAAAGGAGGAAGAAUAGAGUCAAUAGUAUCAGAACUGUGAGGAUGGUCAAAGUGGGGAUCAUUCCCAGAAUCACCAUCAGAAGCAUGAUACAUAAGGUGGAAAUGUACGUGUAUGAAUGCGAGGUCCCUUAAGGACACUUGUCCAAGAAUAACUGC
Exophiala mesophila is the source of this 1822-nucleotide messenger RNA. RefSeq lists its product as uncharacterized. The transcript is spliced from 3 exons. Lineage: Eukaryota; Fungi; Ascomycota; Eurotiomycetes; Chaetothyriales; Herpotrichiellaceae. The record is from RefSeq and is a predicted model, not a curated record. Bases 182 to 1456 code for a protein of 424 amino acids.